GCCUUGCCUGCUUUGCCUGCCAGUCGGCCGCGCUCCACCAGGUGGCACGGACGACGGCGCGCCCAGCCACGCGGGGUCACGGGAUCAAUAACUUGAUUUAGUCAAGGCAGUGGAAUUUUUGUUUGAAAAUGGACGCCGACGGGGACGCCGACACGGUGCUGGACUACGACGGCAAAAGCGCCAGCGGCACCGAGGCGGUGAAGGUCAUCUGCUUGGGGGACAGCGCCGUCGGGAAGUCCAAGUUGUUGGAACGGUUCCUGCUUGACAAAUUCAAGCCGCAGACGAUUUCGACCUAUGCUCUAACUUUAUACAGAUACUCGUCGAAAGUUAAGGAUGUUGAUGUGAUUGUUGACUUUUGGGACACUGCCGGCCAAGAGAUGUUUCAAUCCAUGCAUCCAUCAUACUACCACCAAGCGCAUGCUUGUAUUAUGGUAUUUGAUGCAACUCGCAAAAUAACUUACAAAAAUUUGGAGCGAUGGUACAAAGAGCUACGUCAAUAUAGACCCCACAUACCAGUCUUUUGUGCUGUCAAUAAGAUUGAUGCAAAUAUGGAUGUGACACAGCAGAAAUUUGCCUUUCCUGAGAAAAAUGGCAUUCCUCUGUAUUAUGUAUCAGCUUCUAAUGGUAUGAAUGUUGUAAAGCUUUUCAGGGAUGCAGUUGAGGCAGCAUUGAUGUACAAAAAAGAUCCACCAGAUGUAACAGACCAAAUAUUUCAGGAAUUACAAAGAUUGUGAGAAAAUUUGUGAUAACAACACUAGAAUAUGACGAAAAAGCACAGUGAAAAUCAGAGAAGAAAAAAGGCAUUUAAGAUUUUAAGGAAAUUUAAAAAGGGUGGAGAGAGAAGAAAAAUCUGUCACUGAUAUGGGACCAAAUUCACAAAAUCCCUUGCUAUUGGAAUGAUCUCAGUACAAGGAAUUGCGAGAAAACAAGGCGUCCAAGAAUAGAUAACUUACAAAGAAUAGUAACAAAAACAAAAACUGAUAAGAACUUAAAAUAACUUUGUUCCUACAGUAAAGACUUAUUGGUCCAUCCUAUAAAAUUAUUGCUAGAGAAUUACUGUUAACACAAUCAAUGAUAUAAAAAUGUACUUCUGAACAGAACUGCCUAUACCUGUUGAUAUUUAUUCAUAAGUUUUUAAAUUGUUAUCAAUGUUACAAACAUCAUUUUUGUUAUUGUUUAGCGACUGAGGAAUGAUAAUGUAAACCAAUAAAUGAGGCAAAAAGCAUUGAA
Messenger RNA from Thrips palmi, 1230 nucleotides. RefSeq names its product rab-like protein 2A. The coding region runs from base 129 to 734 and encodes 201 amino acids. NCBI's taxonomy places the organism in Eukaryota, Metazoa, Arthropoda, Insecta, Thysanoptera, Thripidae. Gene Ontology annotation, cellular component: Golgi apparatus; endosome. The record is from RefSeq and is a predicted model, not a curated record. The transcript is spliced from 5 exons. Gene Ontology annotation, molecular function: GTPase activity; GTP binding.